Messenger RNA from Symsagittifera roscoffensis, 4671 nucleotides. RefSeq lists its product as uncharacterized. Lineage: Eukaryota; Metazoa; Xenacoelomorpha; Acoela; Convolutidae. The record is from RefSeq and is a predicted model, not a curated record. The transcript is spliced from 17 exons. Bases 241 to 4569 code for a protein of 1442 amino acids.
CGACGCCCUCUGCUGGUAAUCAACGAAAUAGUUUUGUCUGCCGCAGAACUGAUUAUUGAGUUCGAAUCCUCUCUAAAGCUCGAUUUGUUGCCUAACUUUCAAUGCCAAUUCUCUGCCAAUCAAAGUCACGCCGACCAAACAAACAGCGUUCGGGUCGAUGUUUUAAAUUACAUACACCACCCCGAAGCUCAAUUUCCGUUUGCUUGUCUGGAUUUCGGACAACUCUUAUCUUCGCUGGGCAUGUCGAAAAAACCGGCGUUCGUUUACCUGGAAUUUACUUGUGGCUUCUCAUCCAAAAUACCUGGUCGUUCAUUCUUACAAGCCACGAAGCCUGUCAAUUUCUCAAUAUCCGCGAAACCUUCAGAAAUAAUAAAUGAAAAAAGUGACCCGCCCGGGCUUUUGACCAUAGACAUCCUAGCCAAAGAGGGAGACGGGUUCAGCUUAUGCUCCGGAGAAUAUCUCAAAAAUAUUGUACCAUCAAUCGGAACAUCAAACAACUGCCAUCAGUCAGUGAAUUACUCAUCGACGAGUCACCAGGAAAAGACUGUGGUUGUUGACAAAGCAAUUCGCGGGAAAAUCCACGUGACUGAGAUGCUUCUUUCGCCGCAGCCAUACCAAUCGUCUUUUAUUGAAAUCUACUGCGAAAUUCCUUGGAAUGGAAAAAGAGGCUUUGUGCUGGUUUUCAAUUUUGGAAACAACGAGCAACAGCAGCAGAUCCGAGUUGAGUCGGAAAUCACAAACGAGAAUUUUGCAGUUAUAAUCUUCAAACUUCCUUCAAACAAAUUAUCAUUUCCGCCUGACGGCCUUGAUUUGUUCGCAUUACUGACCUCAAUUCAAAUAUACAGUCAGGCUUCGAUGUUGGUGGAGAUAUGCAUCACAGACGAAUUAGGACCAGCAACAAUUCCUCCGAACAGUGAUAGAUGUGCAGUUAACUUAACAAGAAAUCAACAUCUUGAAAGAAACAUACGUGUGCAUCUGUGUAACAGCCAGUGGAUGUCAAUUGAUAGUGAAACAUCUUCUCCUUGGCUUCCUAAUAAUUGUCAGUCAUAUCAAUCAAUUAGAAUUGAGAUCAAUGAAGUAAAUGUGGACCAGAAAUCAUUCGACCAGAACGACUUCAUCGAAAUCCAGAUUCAGCAGAGUCCACAAAACAACUUUGAGACUGAAGACACAUCUGACGGUUCUCAAAGAUUCGACCUGUCACUGUCCCUUUAUUCUGCCCAGACUGAUUUCAGCCUGACUCACGUUUUCGAACUGGGGAUCCUUCGGCCAAAUGAGUUCAAUUUGAUAUCUAUCCGGACUCUAGGAAACGGCGAGCUAGUUCUGAUCCGCGUCAGAGACAAUCCAACCAUAUGCAUAAUCUCAUCAGAAUUGAAACAAUCUGAUCAUUGCUUGAACGGGGCCAAUUUGGAGACAGAAGAAUGCACAAAAUGUGCUAGCAGUUCCAGAUGCAAUUGGAGUGCGAGAACCAAAGCUGGUUUGACCUUUCUUAAUUCUCACUCCAAACCUGGAUGCCAACUGACCUUGAAAGAUGACUUGCUGCUAUUGCGACCAGACAACGACCAAAUUAAAUCAGACAGGAACUACUUGUGCAAAGAUGUUCAAAAGAGUUCACUCGCUGGAUGCAAUUUGCCUUCUGCAACUUCAUUCGUCAUCACUAGCAAAAAGGGAGAUUCAAUUCUGACCUCUGGAAACUUCAUAAAUAACAAUGGCGUGGUCGUGGCUCUCUACAAUCUGCCAACAAAGUACUUCAGAGAGGGGUCUAAAAUGCACUUCAAUGGGAUGGUGGAUUCACUUCUCGUCACAACUUCCGCGUCUGCUGGAAUGUUGUCGCAUCAUUACGAGGAAAUAAUUCACAGGCGAAAACUUGCAAUUGCCACCGAUCACUACUCUUUGCACGACCGAAGUUUGAACAGAUGUUCUCAAAGAGACACCCUCAGAACCGACUGGCAACAUUUCCCAGCUACUUUGAAUCGACCCAACUACCCUUGCUAUACAAACGGGAAACCACAAGACUUGAAUUGGACCAACUCAGUUCUGACUUUCGGAGCUAGAUUGAAGAUGGUGACUGUAAAUUCCGACGGUGGUUUCGAAGUUUCCCUCCAAAUGACAAAAAUACCAGCAUCGGAGGUGGUCAAAGGCUGUCUUAUUGCAGGAACAAGCGACUCGGGCCAGUCGAGUCUAAUUCAAACGCUCUCAGAUUACGACUGGAACUACCCGACUAAUUCUAGAAUCUUCACUUUUAAUCUUGCACCUGCUAUUCUCAGAAGGAGCCAAAAAGUCUAUCUGCUGCUCUUUGCUGGAUCCUAUGAUGACUUCAUUUACCUGAACUACACCUGGAACUCAAUCGCCAAAGGCGUCCCAGACGUCUGGAGUUGGACUGUUGACCCCAAAAUCCAACAAUUCCCGCCCUCGUUUCCAACCAUCUACACACCAAGUCUAACUAAGCUACACGAAAAAAAGGUCACAUUUUUCCGACCAAAUGUAGAUGUAAACGAAAUUGAAGAUUGUCAACCUUGGAAGGUCGUCGGAGGUACUAUUUCUACUACCGAUCACCUCAGUAAAUUAUACACUAAUUUCAAUAGAAGUCAUCUUUUUAUCAGUGAAAUUGAUAUUUUCAAUCAAAUCGUUGAAAUUGGCCUCAACUCUCAAAUCACUGAUCGAAACGGCAGUGACAAUUAUUCAAAGCCAAGUUUGAUGAUAAUGAUAUCAUUUGCUGUUCUGGACUCCACGAAUCACGUGACUUCGUGGUUUGACCUCGUGACCUCAAACAAACUUGACCUUAACUCAUCUUCCUUGAAUAUAAACUCAACAACUUCAUUACACGUAUUUAACCUUACAAAGCUUCCCAACUUAGCAGAAAAUGUUGAGCAUGGAAAUUUCCAUGCGUCAAGUCAGUCGCUAUUUCGGUCUUCUUGUCAAACGAUAUUGCUGCUUCCUUUUCAGUCCAGCUAUCGAAACAGAUGUCGAAAUUUGUGGGACUACUUCAUCGACGCAUUUACUUUUGGAGACCAUUGUCGAGGUCAUAUGUCAACGCGUAAUGGCCAAAUUUUACAUACUAGUUCAAUUAGCAUGCAAAAUAGAAAUGAAACAAUUUCGAGAUGUGUGCAAGAUUCGAACUGCAGACCACAAAUGGUUGCCGAGAUAAUGCCCGUGUCAAUUGGAUAUCAUAAUCAUUGUCCAAAUGACCUUCAAGAUCUAAAUAUUUCGUGUCGAAGUGCAAAGGACACUCAAGGUUCCCAUAGUAGCUCCUCGAUAUCCGUUGACAGUAUCUUGCACCACCUGUUGAUUAGCGAAGUUGGAGGGGUCCUUGACUUCGGCAGCUACCCUGACUUUGUCGAACUCUCAGGGUACCCACUCUUAGCCCUAGACCACAUCACAUUACUCACUGUAUGCAUGGCUGCUGCAAAUAGCCACCGAGAUAUUAUAGAUUGGAAUUCCUUGUCUGGUUCUUCCCUGGAUAGUAACGGAUACCUGAUUUUGACAUUGGAUUCCUGGAAACAUUCUUCUUACAGGUGCGACUGUGUUUCGACUGUCCUCGUCUACAACCCAAUGCAGAUCAGAUACUUCGAAAUAGAAGACCUCAUCCACAGUGAAAUCAUAGACGCUGUAGUGUUCAACAGUGCCUCGAGGUCAGAGGUCAAUUCAGGUCAUCUAGUAUCGACCGAAGAAGAGAAAAGGUCACAGAAAGCAGACUAUGAUUACUGCAGUCACAUAUCUAGAAUUGUCACGCCUAAAUCCCACGCAGUUUUUGCUCCUCCUCAAUUCAGAUCUGUUAUUAAGAAGGAAAAUAACUGGGCGCAAACAUCAGAGGGAAUCUCGAUUUCACUGAGCAGGUGUUCCCUUUUCCACCCUGCUAGAAACAACGCCGCUUUCUCUUUUACCACUUCUUCGCCCAAACACUCUAACCUUUGUCCAUCCUACAAGUACUCAAAACCUAUUUUGACCCCCCUCACUUGGGAAACAAAAAAGAUUAAACAACCGCGGAAUCGAAAAAUUCUGUGCGCUGAUUGGUCCAAAACAGAAGAAGAAAGCAUAGUUAGUCAAAUGGCCCAGAUCAUAUCAAAACAGUGCGCCCUGAACGGAACCCUGGUAACUCGACACAAUAUUCAAGACUUCAGCUUACGAUGUUCGGCACAGACUGCAAUAGCUUCCUUUGAUCUUCUGGGUUCCAGUGAAGACAACUUAGAGACCCUUUCAGAGUGCUACUCCUACUCGAGUCGUGACAGUAAACUUAUCCUUCAAACUGGUCACCAAGUUUUCAAGUUUGAUUUUGAUGCCGAUUUAAUAAAUCCAGGCGGUCAUCUCUACCAUACAUCAUUUGGACUGCAAUUUACCAUUAAGGAGGCGGCCUUCGCUGUGUGUGGAGUGGCAGUGAGCAUAGCGUGUGUGAUUGUACUCGGAGUCUUCCUCUUCUAUAACUUGAUGAGAAGUGGCUUCAAACUAAGGUCGACAGGAUACCAGCUGCAAAGAAACUCAACAUCCUCAACUGUUUUGAGAACAAUUCACGAACAUCGACGAGCACAAAUGCCGACGUCCACGUCACAACACAAUCUCUUACACUCGAUAUGAGAACUUAUAGUUAAAAAUUUUUUGCAAUUCAAAUUUGUAUCUUUUCAACUUUGAUCUCUCUUGAAGUGGUCCAAAUAUGUCACAUUCAAAAAUGUGCCUCUU